This is a messenger RNA of Cynocephalus volans (Philippine flying lemur), 3546 nucleotides long. RefSeq names its product solute carrier family 4 member 8 (gene SLC4A8). Gene Ontology annotation, cellular component: plasma membrane. The coding region runs from base 106 to 3546 and encodes 1146 amino acids. The transcript has 25 exons. Gene Ontology annotation, biological process: monoatomic anion transport; regulation of intracellular pH; transmembrane transport. Gene Ontology annotation, molecular function: solute:inorganic anion antiporter activity; monoatomic anion transmembrane transporter activity; sodium:bicarbonate symporter activity. Lineage: Eukaryota; Metazoa; Chordata; Mammalia; Dermoptera; Cynocephalidae. The record is from RefSeq and is a predicted model, not a curated record.
GAUGAAGAAGCUGUGGUGGAUCAGGGUGGGACCAGCACAAUUCUCAACAUUCACUAUGAGAAGGAGGAGUUGGAAGGUCACAGAACCCUGUAUGUGGGUGUUCGGAUGCCGCUGGGCCGGCAGAGCCAUCGGCACCACCGCACCCACGGCCAGAAGCACCGGAGACGAGGGCGGGGAAAAGGAACCAGCCAGGGGGAGGAUGAUGGCCUGGAAGCCCUGGCCCACGACACACCAUCUCAGCGUGUUCAGUUCAUUCUUGGCACUGAGGAAGAUGAAGAACAUGUGCCUCAUGAGCUGUUCACAGAGCUGGAUGAAAUCUGUAUGAAAGAGGGAGAGGAUGCUGAGUGGAAGGAGACAGCCAGGUGGCUGAAGUUUGAAGAAGAUGUUGAGGAUGGGGGAGAACGCUGGAGCAAGCCUUAUGUGGCAACUCUUUCAUUGCACAGUCUCUUUGAGCUAAGGAGCUGCCUUAUUAAUGGAACAGUCCUUCUGGAUAUGCGUGCAAAUAGCAUAGAAGAAAUUUCUGACCUGAUCCUAGACCAACAAGAACUGUCCAGUGACCUGAAUGACAGCAUGAGGGUUAAAGUGCGAGAAGCCCUUCUCAAAAAACAUCAUCAUCAGAAUGAAAAGAAGAGAAACAACCUCAUUCCCAUAGUUCGCUCCUUUGCUGAGGUUGGAAAAAAACAGUCUGAUCCACAUUCAAUGGAUAAAAAUGGUCAAACUGUGUCUCCUCAGUCUGUUCCAACUUCACAUCUUGAAGUAAAAAAUGGAGUGAAUUGUGAACACAGUCCUGCGGAUUUAAGCAAGGUGGACCUUCAUUUCAUGAAAAAAAUUCCCACUGGGGCAGAGGCCUCAAAUGUCCUGGUUGGAGAGGUGGAUACUUUGGACCGCCCCAUUGUUGCCUUUGUGAGGCUGUCUCCAGCUGUUCUUCUCUCAGGCCUGACAGAAGUGCCAAUCCCAACAAGAUUUUUGUUUAUCUUAUUGGGUCCAGUAGGGAAAGGUCAGCAGUACCAUGAGAUUGGCAGAUCCAUGGCCACCAUUAUGACAGAUGAGAUUUUUCAUGAUGUGGCAUAUAAGGCAAAAGAGCGAGAUGAUCUCCUGUCAGGGAUUGAUGAGUUCCUAGACCAGGUGACGGUGCUCCCUCCGGGGGAGUGGGACCCCACCAUUAGAAUUGAGCCACCCAAAAACGUUCCUUCUCAGGAGAAAAGGAAAAUGCCUGGAGUUCCAAAUGGAAAUGUUUGCCACAUAGAACCAGAACCACAUGGGGGUCAUAGCGGGCCAGAACUUCAGCGCACUGGGCGGCUCUUUGGGGGCUUGGUGCUGGACAUCAAGAGGAAGGCCCCUUGGUACUGGAGUGACUACCGGGAUGCACUUAGCUUACAGUGUUUGGCCUCCUUUCUGUUCCUGUACUGUGCCUGCAUGUCACCUGUCAUCACCUUUGGGGGAUUGCUCGGAGAAGCCACUGAGGGACGCAUAAGUGCAAUUGAAUCCUUGUUUGGAGCCUCCAUGACUGGAAUUGCCUAUUCCUUGUUUGCGGGACAAGCUCUCACUAUCUUGGGAAGUACUGGGCCAGUGCUCGUGUUUGAAAAGAUUUUGUUCAAAUUCUGCAAAGACUACGCUCUUUCAUACCUCUCCCUGCGAGCUUGUAUUGGACUGUGGACCGCUUUCCUGUGUAUUGUCCUUGUGGCAACUGAUGCCAGUUCUCUUGUCUGCUACAUUACCCGAUUCACUGAAGAAGCAUUUGCCUCCCUAAUUUGCAUUAUUUUCAUCUAUGAAGCAAUAGAAAAGCUGAUUCACCUGGCAGAGACCUACCCCAUCCAUAUGCACAGCCAGCUGGACCACCUUAGCCUCUAUUACUGCAGGUGUAGUCUCCCAGAGAAUCCGAACAAUCAUACCUUGCAGUACUGGAAAGAUCACAACAUCGUGACAACAGAAGUCCCCUGGGCUAACCUGACUGUCAGUGAAUGCCAGGAAAUGCAUGGAGAGUUCACGGGAUCUGCAUGUGGCCAUCAUGGACCCUAUACUCCUGAUGUGCUCUUUUGGUCUUGUAUUCUCUUCUUUACCACCUUCAUCCUCUCAAGCACCUUGAAGACGUUUAAGACAAGCCGCUAUUUCCCAACCAGAGUACGCUCCAUGGUGAGUGACUUUGCUGUUUUCCUCACUAUCUUCACAAUGGUGAUUAUUGAUUUUUUGAUUGGAGUCCCAUCACCAAAGCUUCAAGUUCCCAGUGUGUUCAAGCCAACAAGGGAUGAUCGAGGGUGGAUUAUUAAUCCCAUCGGCCCCAAUCCCUGGUGGACUGUGAUAGCGGCGAUUAUCCCAGCUCUUCUCUGCACUAUCUUGAUAUUCAUGGACCAGCAGAUCACAGCUGUCAUCAUUAACAGGAAGGAGCAUAAGCUCAAGAAAGGCUGUGGCUACCACCUGGACCUACUGAUGGUGGCCAUCAUGCUGGGCGUCUGCUCCAUCAUGGGCCUCCCCUGGUUUGUGGCUGCAACUGUCCUGUCCAUCACACAUGUGAACAGCCUCAAGCUGGAAUCUGAGUGCUCUGCUCCUGGUGAACAGCCCAAGUUCUUGGGCAUUCGAGAGCAGAGAGUAACAGGCCUUAUGAUCUUUGUGCUGAUGGGCUGCUCAGUCUUCAUGACUGCUAUCUUAAAGUUUAUUCCGAUGCCAGUACUCUAUGGAGUCUUCCUCUACAUGGGAGUUUCUUCACUACAGGGAAUUCAGUUCUUUGAUCGUCUGAAGCUCUUUGGGAUGCCCGCAAAGCACCAGCCAGAUUUUAUCUACCUGCGGCAUGUGCCGCUGCGCAAAGUACACCUUUUUACCCUCAUCCAGCUGACCUGCCUCGUCCUGCUCUGGGUCAUCAAGGCAUCGCCAGCUGCCAUUGUUUUCCCAAUGAUGGUCUUGGCCUUGGUCUUUGUCAGGAAAGUCAUGGAUCUCUGUUUCUCUAAGCGAGAGCUGAGCUGGCUAGAUGAUCUGAUGCCUGAGAGCAAAAAGAAGAAGUUGGAUGAUGCCAAAAAGAAGGCCAAGGAGGAAGAGGAGGUUGAGAAAAUGUUAGAAAUUGGGGGAGACAAGUUCCCCUUAGAGAGCAGGAAGUUACUGAGUAGUCCUGGAAAGAACAACAGUUUCAGAUGUGACCCCUCUGAGAUUAAUAUAUCUGAUGAAAUGCCUAAAACCACAGUCUGGAAAGCUCUCAGUAUGAAUUCUGGAAAUACAAAGGAAAAGAGAGCCUUUGCUGGAAUGGAAGAUUUUGGCCAUGAGGUGCCUCAGGGAAGUUCUGGUUACAGAGAAAAUGGCAAAUCUCAGAGAAGAAGCAAGACCAAGUCUGGUUCUGUCCUUGGUCAUCUCAAAGCCAUUCCGAAGCAUUCAGUUAUUCUUGGUGUGCAUUGGAGGGCAUCCAGCUAUCCCCAUACCAGCAACCAAUCACCAGAUGUGAAUGUGGAAGCAGAAGACCACCACCUGUUGAUUGAGUUCCUUGUGUUUACAGACAUCAGAAACUCCAACCGAGCACUGCACUAUUACCAACACGUUGAGAACGGUAAGACUCGGCACUGA